Solanum stenotomum is the source of this 1377-nucleotide messenger RNA. RefSeq names its product ubiquitin carboxyl-terminal hydrolase 20-like. Lineage: Eukaryota; Viridiplantae; Streptophyta; Magnoliopsida; Solanales; Solanaceae. Gene Ontology annotation, cellular component: cytosol; nucleus. The transcript has 7 exons. Gene Ontology annotation, molecular function: cysteine-type deubiquitinase activity; cysteine-type endopeptidase activity. The record is from RefSeq and is a predicted model, not a curated record. Gene Ontology annotation, biological process: protein deubiquitination. Bases 1 to 1377 code for a protein of 458 amino acids.
AUGGGAAAAGCAAUUGCGGAGAAUCUACAAAAUUCACCUGAUCGUGAAGCUCUGAACACCGAAGAGAUCAGAAAAAACAAUGUGGAUUUCUCAUUAGUAAAAAUUGAAGUUGAAGAAAAAUCAAAAGAAAAGGAUUCAGGUUUAGAUGAACGGUCACCGGUCCGGGUUGAACCCGAUUCAUUGACCAUUAGUGUUGAAUCUGAUUCUGAGUCAAUGGGCUAUACUAUUUUUUCUGAUAGUAGUGAGCUUUCAUAUUCAGAUUGUGCCGAAUCGCUUCCUUUAACAGUUGUGCCUAUUUCUUUUAUUGAGCCCGAGGAUUUCAAAGAGUCAGAUGAAAAAACUAUGCCUAUUGAGCAUAUGCUUCUUAAAAUGGUGGGAGUUGACAUGUGUAACUUAGGCAACACAUGCUUCUUGAAUGCGGUUGUGCAAUGUUUUAUGCACAGCUUGGUGUUGCUUCAGCUUCUUGCAUCGUUUGAUCAUGUAUCACCAUGUGAUACUCACUUGACCGGAUUCUGCGUAGUUUGCAUGAUUCGGCAGAUAGUUGACCUUUCUAUGUCUGGUGUCUCUGAUAAUGUCACGCCAAAGAAAAUUUUUAGCCACUUGAGAGAUUUUUCACUUACUUUCCGACCGAAUCAACAAGAAGAUGCACAUGAAUUCUUACAAUGCUUUCUCAAUAAGCUUGAAAUUUGUUGUAACAAUUUAGAGCCACGAAACAACAUUGUGAAGGAGGCCUUUGGUGGUCGCCUUGUGAGCAUGCUUCGUUGUUUCAAUUGUCGUCAUUUAUCUGUCACACACGAGCCUCUAAUCGAUCUAAGCUUGGAGAUUGUGGACGUUGAUAGUGUACCAAAAGCAUUGGAGUCUUUCACUAAAAUCGAGAAAAUUAAAUUUUCUUGUGAAAAGUGCAAGACACAAGGGCCAUUUGAGAAACAACUCCUCAUCGAUCGUGCCCCUUCUGUUGCUACCCUUUGUUUGAAAAGAUUCAAUAAUGACCGGUUUGUUGUUCAGAAGGAAGAAAUGAAAUACGAUUUGUAUGCAGUUAUAGUGCAUUCGGGGUUUUCAAUCUCUUCAGGACACUAUUACAGCUUCAUUCGUUGUAAUCCAAAUGAAUGGUACAAAUUUAAUGACGAGCAGGUUCAUUGGGUUCACGAAGAUCAUGUUUUGGCAGAGCAGGCGUACAUUUUGUUUUAUGCAAAAAGAGGCACUCAGUGGUUUUCAGAUUAUAGACAAAUCCACAAACCCUUCGUAAAUCUGGUUACCCCCUCAACUUUUUCAUGCAUUCCAAAUAAUCAUGCUUCUGAUGUUGGUGAAUCCAAUCACGCGGCAGAUGACACAUCUCCGAAGCCUACAUCCAACAAGAGAAUCAAAGGAUACUAUUAG